UCCUCCGCUCCAUCCUCGUCCCCAUCCUCCUCCUCCUCCUCCUCCUCUUCCUCCCCCUCCUCCUCCUCUCCCGAUGGGCCCCCCCGGCCCGGCCACGCGGCUCUUGCCCCCCCUCGUUCUGGCGCUCGCAGGGGUCGCCCGGGGCACCUUCACGGUGGUGGCGUGGCCGCGGGUGGCCGUGGUGGCCUUCGGGGGCUCGGUGACCGUCAACUGCAGCCGCAGCGCCUGCCCGGGGGACAACGCCACGCUGGGGCUCGACACCGCCCUGCCCGCGACCCCCGGGCCCGGGGGGCUCCGCUGGCAAAGCUUCCGGCUCCACAACGUGUCCCGGUGGAGCCCCGGCCCCGUCACCUGCUCCGGCCGCUGCGGCGACACCGAGGCCAACGCCAGCGCCGGCGUCCUCGUGUACCAGCUGCCGGAGCGCGUGGAGCUGGAGCCGGUGCCGGCGGUGGCCGUGGGGGACAGCCGCAACCUGACGUGCCACGUGCGGGAGGUGGCCCCGCUGCGGAACCUGACGGUGACGCUGCGGCGCGGGGCAACGCUGCGCACCGAGAGCUUCGGCGACGCCGAGGGCAGCGCCAGCGUGGCCGUGAGCCACGUGCUGACCGUCACCCGCGGCGACCACGGCCAGGACGUCACCUGCCACGCCGAGCUGUCCCUGCGGCCGCACGGGCCCCUGUUCGCCCGCGCCGCUGUCCCCGUCACGCUCUCGGUGUUCGCUCUCCCGGAUCCCCCCCAGCUCCAGGCCCCCGCCAUCCUCGAGGCCGGCGCCGUGGCCAACGCCAGCUGCCGCAUCACCGGCGCCUUCCCGGCCGGGGACAUCCGCGUCACGGCCGCGCUGGACCAGGAGCCGCUGAACGUCACGGCGGCGGUGGCCGGGGACACGGUGACGGCCAGCACGGCGCUGUCCCCGCGCAGCCCGGGCCCGCGGGAGCUGAGCUGCACGGCCGCGGUGGCCACGGUGGCGCGGACGGCGCGGAGGCAGCUCCACGUUUACCGAUUCCCCGCGCCCGCGCUGGAGCUGAGCCCGGCCCCGGCCGCGGCGGGCAGCGAGGUGACGGUGACGUGCCACGCCGGGAACACCGAGCCGCCCGCGGCGCGGCUGCAGCUCCGCGAUGCGGACGGCGGGGUCCUGGCCGAGGGCCCGCAGCCCCGGCUGCAGCUCCGGCUGCUGGCCCGGCGCCACGACGACGGCCGCGAGUUCCGGUGCCGGGCCAGCCUGGCGGUGGGCGACAGCGUGGUGACAAAGGACGCGGACGCGCGGCUGGCGGUGCUCUGUGAGUGUCGCGCCAGCCGCGGCCCCGCCCGCCCCUCCCGGCAUUCCCCAAAUACCUUGUUUUUCUCCCCAGAUCUUCCCGAAAUCCCGGCCAGCGGCUGCCCCGGUAACCGCACGUGGGUGCGGGGAGCGCGGGAAGCGCUGUCCUGCCGCGCCACCGGCAACCCCGCGCCCACCGUGGUGUGCGGCCGCGACGGCGUCGCCGUGGCCACCGGCGAGCCCGAGCCGGUGACCCGCUCCCGCGCCGGGACCUACGUGUGCAACGCCACCAACGCGCUGGGGACGCGCAGCCGCCGCGUCACCGUCCGCGUGGAGUGUGAGUGGCACCGGGUUGGGGUUCGGGGGCCCCUCGGCGGCCGCCGCGGUGACCGGGUGGCCUCUGUGUCCCCCCAAGAUGAGCCCACGAUGUCCGAGUCGGGGUGUCCGGCACGCCGGGUCUGGGUGGAGGGGCAGCGGCGGGAGCUGGAGUGUCGCGCCGAUGGGGACCCCCCGCCCAGCACGCGCUGUGCCCGCGACGGCGGCACCCGAGACGGUGGCACCCGAGACGGUGGCACCCGAGACGGUGGCACUCAGCACGGUGGCACCCAGCACGGUGGCACCCGAGACGGCGGCACCCGAGACGGUGGCACUCAGCACGGUGGCACUCAGCACGGUGGCACUCAGCACGGUGGCACCCGAGACGGCGGCACUCGAGACGGUGGCACUCAGCACGGUGGCACCCAGCACGGUGGCACUCAGCACGGUGGCACUCAGCACGGUGGCAGCCAGCACGGAGGGGUCGCCCGCGGCCGCGUGGUCACCCGGGCCGAUGGCGGCCGCUACGUGUGCAGAGCCACCAACAGGCACGGGGUGGCCGUGCGGAGCGUCCUUGUCACCGUGGAGUACCAGCCGAGCCUGGGCGAGCGCGGCUGCCCCGAGCGGCGGCGGUGGCUGGAGGGGACCCCGGCCGAGCUGGGCUGCGCCGCCACCGGGAACCCCCCGCCCCGCGUCACCUGCGCCAAGCUGGGCGACCCCGCCAACGCCACCGAGCUGGGCGACAGCCAGGAGCCGCCCGGGCCACGGCCAAUGUCACCCACGCGCCCACGCGGGCACCUACCAGUGCCGGGCCACCAACGCCGCGGCUCCGCCGUCCCGCAACGUCAGCGUGGCCGUGGAGUACGGCCCCGCCGGCGUCACCGUCGCGCGUCCUGCCCUCCGCCAACGUCACACGCGGCGGCGGCUUCACCGUGGACUGCGGCGCCGGGGGUCCCGGCGCCCACCUACACCUGGCGCUGCCCCCGCCCCCAACCUGCGCUGGGCGCCGACAACCGCUUCGGUCACGGUCACCGGGGCCACCACGGCCAACCGGGGCUCUACACGCGUGCGGCGAGCAACCGCACGCGGCGGAGGGCCGGCAGCGUCGUGGUGCGGGUGGACGAGAGCUGGCUGGUGCUGCUGGCGGCGCUGGGAGCGCUGGGCGCGGUCACGGCGCUGGGGCUGGCCGUGGCCGGCGGGUUCUACCUGAAGAGCACGGCGUGCAAGAAGGGCGAGUACAACGUGCGCGACGCCGAGGGCUCCUCCGAGGCCGCCUGCCUGCACCGGCAGCGGGAGCCCCGCCCGGAGGUGUUCGGUAUCCAGCUGAGCCCGCCCUGACCGGCACCGGCACCGGCCUGCGGGAGCUCCAAAGCCGGCCCAGCGGGGUUUGGGGCGGUUUGGGGAGGGGAGGAUGGCGAGGAUUCACCCGGAGGCGCCCGCUGGCACCGGGACCGGCACCGGGACCAUCCCCGUGGGGUUUGGGGGUCCCCACAGACCCCGCCUCGGGGAUUUUGGGGCGAUUUGAGGGGUUUGGGAGCCGCGCCGAGCGUGGCACAGGCACCACUCAGGGCUGGGUGCUCCGGGGGGGCCACACCCAAUAAAAUGAUCAAUAAUCGAUCAAUAAU
Molecule: messenger RNA, 3195 nt
Organism: Camarhynchus parvulus
Lineage: Eukaryota; Metazoa; Chordata; Aves; Passeriformes; Thraupidae
Product: intercellular adhesion molecule 5-like
Exons: 8
Coding region: 74-2908 (944 amino acids)
Biological process (GO): cell-cell adhesion
Cellular component (GO): membrane
Molecular function (GO): integrin binding
Source: RefSeq, a predicted model, not a curated record